CUACACAGAUACGGCCGAUUGGACUCGAUGCAGCGAACAUCUAUGCGGAUAUCUGCUCUGAUAGGAUACCAAGGCACAGCUUUAACCGUCGGCUCCUCUAACGCAUCCAAGACUCCUCCGUGCGCCUCACCUGUGCCUCAGACCUUUAAUCAGCUCAGACUGUGUGUAAAAAUGUACCGAGGCUUGCUGCUGGUGUCCCUCAUCCUCCUGGUUGAGACGCGGCUCAGUGAGUCGAACUGCGCGGAACCAGAGACGCAGAAAUCCACCUCGGACGAGAGUUCAAGUUUUCGCCUCGCGGCUCGUAACUUGCUCAAGCGCUAUCACGACAUAGACUACGAUAGUUUUGUCGGACUGAUGGGCCGCAGGAGCGCCGAUGCUGAUGAUGAUGACCAGUCUCAGCGCAAACGAGAAAUGCAUGACAUCUUUGUUGGACUUAUGGGACGGCGAAACAGUGAAGAUGACGCUGAACGUCCUUGGAGGAAAGACUACCCAGAGACACGUGGCCUGUUCUUUAACAAGUGCAGACUGAGGUUUCGUCGUGGGUUAUAGGCAAAAAUCUUCUGGAUCAGCUGUGCCGUUCUUACAGGAUUAACUCCUUUUCAUGACACACUCUGCAAAAAAAGCUAAAAAAAAAAGUUAAAUAAUUACACGAUUGCAAUUAUUCUAAAUUACAUUUGUCAAAGGAUGAUGAUUUUAUGUUGAACUGCAACUAAAACUUACAUAGAUUUGUAUAUAUCAGUAGCAGUAUAUAUAUAAAUCUCUAGAAACAUCUUUAUCUGACUAU
Messenger RNA from Clarias gariepinus (North African catfish), 784 nucleotides. RefSeq names its product tachykinin precursor 3a (gene tac3a). Gene Ontology annotation, biological process: positive regulation of blood pressure; tachykinin receptor signaling pathway. The record is from RefSeq and is a predicted model, not a curated record. Lineage: Eukaryota; Metazoa; Chordata; Actinopteri; Siluriformes; Clariidae.